Molecule: messenger RNA, 4849 nt
Organism: Marmota monax (woodchuck)
Lineage: Eukaryota; Metazoa; Chordata; Mammalia; Rodentia; Sciuridae
Gene: C2cd5
Product: C2 calcium dependent domain containing 5
Exons: 30
Coding region: 52-3666 (1204 amino acids)
Biological process (GO): protein localization to plasma membrane; intracellular protein transmembrane transport; positive regulation of protein targeting to membrane
Cellular component (GO): plasma membrane
Molecular function (GO): calcium ion binding; calcium-dependent phospholipid binding
Source: RefSeq, a predicted model, not a curated record
AGGGGGGAAUGGCAGGAGAAAUACUUGUAGGUGCCGCACAGGCUCAACGGGAUGCUGACUGGGUUUAGCUUCUUCUUUUCCCAGCACUGUUGUACCAGACCGGCAGAAUCCACCAAGGUCCUCUCUCUGACUACCUCUCCGGAAAGAGGCCUCAGCGCCCGCGCGACACAACCCCGUUUUCUGUCCCACAGAGCCCAAGGAGAGGCCGAAGCCGAGACGAUGCCUGGGAAGCUGAAGGUGAAAAUCGUGGCCGGGCGCCAUUUGCCAGUGAUGGACCGUGCUAGUGACCUGACUGAUGCCUUCGUGGAGGUAAAAUUUGGUAAUACCACCUUUAAAACAGAUGUAUACCUCAAGUCACUCAAUCCACAGUGGAAUUCAGAAUGGUUUAAGUUUGAGGUGGAUGAUGAAGAUUUACAAGAUGAACCUUUACAGAUCACAGUUCUUGACCAUGAUACUUACAGUGCAAAUGAUGCCAUUGGUAAAGUGUACAUUGAUAUUGAUCCUUUACUGUACAGUGAGGCUGCAACAGUCAUCUCAGGAUGGUUUCCAAUUUAUGACACUAUACAUGGUAUCCGUGGAGAAAUCAAUGUAGUUGUCAAAGUAGACCUCUUCAAUGAUUUAAAUCGAUUUAGACAGUCAUCGUGUGGAGUCAAAUUCUUUUGCACAACGUCUAUUCCAAAGUGCUAUAGAGCUGUGAUAAUUCAUGGAUUUGUAGAAGAACUUGUAGUCAACGAAGACCCAGAAUAUCAAUGGAUCGAUCGAAUUCGUACACCAAGGGCAUCAAAUGAGGCUAGACAGAGACUCAUUUCUUUAAUGUCAGGUGAACUACAAAGGAAGAUUGGCUUAAAAGUACUCGAAAUGAGAGGAAAUGCAGUUGUUGGCUACUUACAGUGUUUUGAUCUGGAGGGCGAGUCUGGGUUAGUGGUACGAGCCAUAGGAACAGCGUGUACUCUGGAUAAAUUAAGUAGCCCAGCAGCAUUCCUUCCUGCAUGCAAUUCUCCAUCUAAAGAAAUGAAGGAGAUUCCCUUCAAUGAAGAUCCCAAUCCCAAUACUCACUCAUCAGGACCCUCAACCCCUCUGAAAAACCAAACUUAUUCCUUUUCACCUUCCAAGUCCUACAGUCGACAGUCCUCUUCUUCUGACACAGAUUUGAGUUUGACACCCAAAACUGCACCUUACCCACAGGGACCUAGGAUUUACCUGUGUCCCAGCUCCCCCUCUCUCUCUUGUGGUUCCCUUCAUCUUAAAAAGUCCUGUCUCCUCCUCUCGGAAUCUAGCCUUACCCCUCAUCAUUCUAGCCUUGUCAGCCCAGUUCUGAGGAAAAGUGUUUCUUUCAGUGAAGAGCUGUUCCUGGCUGCUUCUGGAAUGGGCAGUGGUAGUGCUGGAAAAGAAGGGGGGCCAUUUAAAGCUCUUUUAAGACAACAGACACAGUCAGCAUUGGAGCAGAGGGGAGGAUCGCCUCAUAGGUUCUGUAGAAGGCGGGAAUUUCCAUUUUUUACCCUGACUGCAUUUCCUCCUGGAUUCCUUGUGCACGUUGGAGGUGUUGUUAGUGCACGUUCUGUGAAACUUUUGGAUCGUAUCCACAAUCCUGCCUUUGUCGGAAUUAUGGGUAACACAAGAUCUUACAAACUACUAGACUGGAAUAGUUUCAAUUCAGAUGAACCGGAAACUCGAGAUGCAUGGUGGGCAGAAAUCAGACAAGAAAUAAAAUCACAUGCUAAAGCCUUAGGCUGUCAUGCUGUAGUGGGCUACAGUGAGUCAACCAGCAUCUGUGAAGAGGUCUGUAUUUUAUCAGCAUCUGGCACAGCGGCUGUUCUGAACCCUCGAUUUCUGCAGGAUGGCACCGUGGAGGGCUGUUUGGAACAGAGGCUUGAAGAAAAUUUGCCUGCAGGCUGUGGAUUUUGCCAUAUACCAUAUGAUGAACUGAAUAUGCCAUUUCCAGCUCAUCUCACAUACUGCUAUAGUUGCAGGAAACAAAAAGUUCCUGAUGUUCUCUUUACAACUAUAGACCUCCCAAUAGAUGCAAUAGUUAUUGGAAAAGGUUGUCUUAUUCAAGCAAGGUUAUGUCGCUUAAAAAAGAAAGCACAGGCAGAAGCAAAUGCCACAGCUAUCAGUAAUCUCUUGCCAUUUAUGGAAUAUGAAGUACAUACUCAGCUAAUGAAUAAACUAAAACUCAAAGGAAUGAACGCUUUGUUUGGACUAAGAAUCCAGAUCACAGUGGGUGAAAAUAUGUUGAUGGGCUUAGCAUCUGCCACAGGUGUAUAUUUAGCGGCUUUACCAAUGCCUGGUGGUAUUCAGAUUGCUGGGAAGACUCCUAAUGAUGGUUCAUAUGAACAGCAUAUCUCUCAUAUGCAAAAGAAGAUAAAUGAUACAAUUGCUAAGAACAAAGAAUUAUAUGAAAUCAAUCCUCCAGAGAUAUCUGAAGAGAUUAUAGGAUCACCCAUCCCAGAACCUAGACAACGCUCACGACUUUUAAGAUCUCAGUCAGAAAGUUCUGAUGAAGUUAUGGAAUUAGAUCUUUCACAUGGGAAAAAAGAUGCUUUUGUUUUGGAGAUUGAUGACACUGAUGCAAUGGAAGAUGUGCAUUCUCUCCUUACUGAUGUUCCUCCUCCUUCAGGCUUUUAUAGUUGCAAUACAGAAAUUAUGCCUGGUAUAAAUAAUUGGACAUCAGAAAUACAGAUGUUCACAUCAGUAAGAGUAAUCAGAUUAAGCAGUCUUAACCUGACUAAUCAAGCUCUCAAUAAGAACUUUAAUGAUCUCUGUGAAAAUUUACUCAAGAGCCUGUAUUUUAAACUACGAUCCAUGAUCCCCUGCUGCCUUUGCCAUGUAAAUUUCACAGUAUCUCUGCCUGAAGACGAAUUAAUUCAGGUCACAGUCACAGCAGUUGCAAUAACUUUUGAUAAAAAUCAGGCUUUACAGACCACAAAACCACAUGUUGAAAAGUCACUACAAAGAGCUUCUACAGAUAAUGAAGAACUUCUGCAGUUUCCACUGGAACUCUGUUCAGAUUCGCUUCCUUCACAUCCUUUCCCACCAUCUAAAGAACACCUGGAGAGUGCAAGUUCUAACUCAGGUAUACCAGCCGCACAGAGAGCAACGUCAGUUGAUUACAGUUCCUUUGCAGACAGAUGCAGCAGCUGGAUAGAGCUCAUUAAACUGAAAGCUCAGACCAUAAGGCGCGGAUCAAUUAAGACAACUGUGACAGUUGAAAAAGCAAGUCCAAUGGGUGAAGGAAAUUUCCGGAACCGUUCUGCUCCACCUUGUACAAAUUCCACAGUUGGGGUUGUUAAGAUGACACCUCUUUCUUUCAUUCCUGGAGCAAAAAUAACUAAAUAUCUUGGGAUAAUUAACAUGUUUUUUAUUCGGGAAACUACUUCUCUUCGUGAGGAAGGAGGAGUCAGUGGUUUCCUCCAUGCCUUUAUUGCUGAAGUGUUUGCAAUGGUGAGGGCUCACGUUGCUGCAUUAGGAGGAAAUGCUGUCGUCUCCUAUAUAAUGAAGCAGUGUGUCUUCAUGGAGAAUCCAAAUAAAAACCAGGCACAGUGUCUUAUAAAUGUAAGUGGUGAUGCAGUGAUUUUUGUUCGUGAAUCAGACUUAGAAGUGGUAUCAACUCAGCAACCUACUGCCAACUGCCAGCCAUUAUGUACUGGAGAAGAUGUUACAACCUGAAGAAAAUAGGAAAGAAAGAGCGUGUCACCUCAUUGAGAUUUAUCUAUCUCCAUUGUUUUGUCAUUAUCGUCUUAGACAAAAAGAAAUGAAAUUAAUUUGAAAUAGUUAAGAAAGAAUUGAUACAUUAUGCGUAGAUUUUUGUCUGGAAUCUGUUGGAGGCAUGAGAAUUUCUAAUCUUGAUGUUUUGUUUGCCUAGUCUAUAUAGACAGGCCCCAUGAAAUAUUCUGCCUUCAAUAAGUUAAAAUACAUUUCUAAGUGAACUGUAGCAAAAAUGAAAGUUACUUGUAAUUUAUGUUGAUUUUAAUAAAAUCAUAAUUUAAAAAUGAAAUGGGAGGAUUAUCAGGAAACUAGAAUAGCUACCUUAUAUAAUUUAGAAAAACAAAGCAAGAAAGUCACAUAUUGUUAAUGAAUAAAUAAUAGAUUUGAGAAAUGUGGGGAAAAUGGAGAAGAGUUUUCAGAAAACUACUGUGUGGAUUUCUUAAUGUGUUUUAUUUUGAUGAGGAAUUUGGUAAUAACUCUCAGUGGGUAAGUGCUUUCAGCCGUCUUUUAGAAAGAAGUUAAAAUUCUGCAACUUGAUUCUGAAAUACCUCUAACUACUGUAAAAUAAAAAGUAAUUUAUUAAAACUGAUAUCUUUUCAUUGAAAAGUUUUAAUAUCUCCAAUGAGGGAGGAAAAUUUAUAAUAUAAUUUCAUAACUGGCCACAUUUGAGUUAGUAUUUAAUUUGUCUGAAGAGGCUUGGCUUCAGGUGGGAAGAAAACAUUGGUGAAUUUUAUUGAAGUAGUAAAAAUAUAAUUGAUCUAGUAGGAACAUAAAAAUUAUUUUCCAGUAAAAUAAUAUUGCACUCCUACCAAAUAUACAGAAUUUUAGUAGUAUCUUAGAAAUUUUUGGUAGUGAGUUGGAGUGUAUUUGGCAUAGAAUUUGGAAAUAUAAAUUGAAGGAAAUAUGCUGCAAAAUGUUGAAUGUAUACAUAGAAAUACUUUUUUGUCAAUGCCAAAUGCCCACUGUAAAUGAAUCUUAGAUAUUAUAUUUCUCCUUUGCACAAUAAAAAUUUCUUUAUGAACUCAUGAUUUUGUUCUCCAACAAGCUGCCCUAUGGAUUAGUUAUUUCCUUGUUAUUACAGGUGUCAAUAUUUUUCUGUAUUUUGUUUAUAAUUUUAUUUUUAAAAUAAAUUUAUAAAGAUAAA